AUGGUCGAAGGACCAUUGAACGGCUUGGCGGCCGUCAAUGGCGCGGAGACUGCCUCGUCGAGCUCACAACAGCCUGGGCAUGGUAAUGUGCAAGGACAGAUGGCUCAGGGCAGUAGCAAUGGCGUCGGUACUUCUGCUUCCAAUUCGCCUGAUGGCGCGCAACCUCCCCUCAUCAAUACACAAGCUCAAGCCAAAUUCCAGAAUAUGAUCUCAAGGAUCCAGUAUUUGCGUUCGCAGGGCGCACAAGAGGGGGAGCACCCAGAGUUGACACGACUGAUCGAAGUCUUGCGGAGUAUGGGCAUCGCACGCGCCGCGAGCAGACAGAAUCAAGCAGACGCUGCUGCAGCACAAGCACAGGCUCAGGCUUCUCGAAUGAAUGCUGCCCCGGCGAGCAAUGGUAUGGCAACAGAGGAAGCACCCAAAUCGAAUGGUCUUGCCGCUUCUGCGCCUGCUGGUCUGACUGCACCGGCCAGUCCGCCACUGGUUCAAUUCACACCAGCGCAAUACGCCUCACUCAAAUGUCAGAUCUAUGCCUUCAAAUGUAUCUCAAAGGGCGUCCAGAUUCCUGCCGCAUUGCAAGAAGCCGUCAACAGUCCAACGAAAGCACUCGAUUUCGUCCAGUCGAGUGCUUUCCCUGCAAAUGUACCCGGCAGCACCCAGACGCCAUCGACUAGCAAGCCUGUCGAGACUGCACAAGCCAGCGGCGCCCCUGCUCCGCCGGCUGCCGAAGCCAAGGCGAGCCCCAAGAGCGAAAAGUCGCCUGAGGAGGAAGCUAUCAUCGCCAGGCUGGCCGAGAUUGCUGCAGAGGACGCCCAAGACGAGCUCGAUAUGGCAGCAGAGUACGCAAGCGAAAUCUAUCCCUACAAUUCCUUUGUCCUGCCUCUUGUCUCUCUGCGCGAUGGCACUCAGCAAGAAGCCCGCAGCGCGCCGCCUCGUCUGCCUACUCAUCCUCGGCUAAGGACACUACCGGCAAUGCUCGUACCCACCCUCAUGCCCGAAGGUCUUGACCCGCAGACGCUCUUUGAGGAAAGAGAACGAUAUAUUCAGACGAUGAUCCAGAUGCGCAUGAGAGAGCUGCAAGAGCUCCCUUUGGCUCUGCCGGACGGCGCAUCUGCCUUGGGUGGGUUGGAUGCUAUGCCCAGCGCUCGUCUCAAGGCAAUCAUCGAGCUCAAAGCUUUGCAAUUACUCAAUAAGCAGAAGGCAUUACGAGAAGAUGUCGUCUUGGGCGCCAACAGGGCCACAGCUCUCUCGCUCGUCAACGAUCGAACUGCUCUCAGGCGUCACAAGCGAUACACGAUUCGGGAUGCUCGUGCGACCGAAUCGCUAGAGCGCAAGCAGAAGCUCGAUAGAGAGCAGCGUGCAAAGAAGAAACAUCUCGAUCAGCUCGAUGUGGUCAUCAAGCACGGUCAGGCACUCGAUUAUGCCCAUCGUGUGCAGGCUGUCAAUGCUCAGAAGAUCGGCAAAGCCGUUCUGCGUUUGCACAGCGAAGCCGAGAAGGAAGAUCAGAAGCGCGUUGAACGGGUCAGCAAAGAACGUCUGAAGGCUCUGCGCAAUGACGACGAAGAGGCCUACCUCAAACUCAUCGACACUGCAAAGGACACACGUAUCACCCACUUGAUCAAGCAGACUGACACCUACCUCGAUUCGCUCGCUCAGGCAGUCGUUGCUCAGCAAAAUGACGCGAUACAUUCAGACUCGCUCAAUGCUGCCAUGAUCAGACCGGAAGAUGCAGCAGUAGACCAGGGCGGGCAGCCCGAGACGGUCAACGAAGCCGCCUUCGGAGCUGCGCCCGUCUUCACGGAGGAAGAGACCGCUACAGAGACGACAAAGAAAGUCGACUACUACAAUGUUGCCCAUAAGAUCAAGGAGACCGUGUCUGAACAACCUCAUAUUCUCAUCGGCGGACAACUCAAAGACUAUCAAAUCAAGGGCUUACAAUGGAUGAUCAGUCUGUACAACAACAGACUCAAUGGCAUUCUCGCAGACGAAAUGGGUCUCGGCAAGACGAUUCAGACUAUCUCAUUGAUUACGUACCUGAUCGAGCGAAAGAAGCAAAAUGGUCCUUUCUUGAUCAUCGUGCCGCUAUCGACCGUGCCCAAUUGGGUGCUCGAAUUCGACCGGUGGGCGCCAAGUGUAUCUGUCGUCACUUACAAAGGCUCUCCGAACGCGCGCAAGGAGCAAGCCAACAAGAUCCGAUCGAAUGACUUCCAGGUCCUCCUGACAACUUUCGAAUAUAUCAUCAAGGACCGUCCGCUGCUCAGUAAGAUCAAAUGGGUACACAUGAUCAUCGACGAAGGCCAUCGCAUGAAGAACGCCAACAGCAAGCUUUCGACGACCCUGUCGGGCUUCUACAGCUCACGAUACCGCUUGAUUUUGACGGGCACGCCGCUGCAAAAUAACUUGCCGGAACUCUGGGCACUGCUCAACUUCGUGCUGCCCAAGAUCUUUAACUCUGUCAAAUCUUUCGAUGAAUGGUUCAAUGCGCCCUUCGCGAACACCGGCGGAGGUGAUCGUAUCGAUCUGAACGAAGAAGAAUCUAUGCUCGUCAUCCGUCGUCUACACAAAGUCUUGCGACCCUUCCUGCUGCGUCGAUUAAAGAAAGAUGUCGAAUCGGAGCUUCCGGAUAAGGUCGAGCGUCUAGUGCGAUGCAAGAUGAGCGCGCUGCAAUCUAAGCUCUACAAGCAACUUCGCGAGCAUGGCGGUUUGCUCAGCGAGCUCAAAGACUCUGCUGGCAAGCCCAAGGGCAUGAAGGGCCUCAAGAAUACGAUCAUGCAGCUCAGGAAACUCUGCAAUCAUCCCUUUGCAUUCGAGGCCGUCGAAACCGCCAUGCUCAAUCACGUCCGUAUGACCAAUUACCGGGUGACCCAAGUCGAGAUUGACAAUCUGCUCUGGCGAACGUCUGGCAAGUUCGAGCUGCUCGAUCGGAUUCUGCCCAAGCUUUUCAGGACAGGUCAUCGCGUCCUGAUGUUCUUUCAGAUGACAGUCAUCAUGGACAUCAUGCAAGAUUUCCUCCGUCUCAGAGGCAUCGAUAACCUUCGGUUGGACGGAUCGACCAAUCAAGAUGAGCGAGCCGGUCUGCUGGCUGCGUUCAACAAGCCAGACUCGCAGUACAAGAUUUUUUUGCUGUCUACACGUGCGGGUGGUCUCGGUCUCAAUCUGCAGUCAGCAGAUACCGUUAUUCUGUACGACUCUGAUUGGAAUCCGCAUCAAGAUCUACAAGCGCAAGAUCGAGCGCAUCGAAUCGGUCAAAAGAAGGAAGUCCGUAUUUUGCGACUCGUCACUGAGAAAUCUGUCGAGGAGCAAGUGCUGGCUACAGCGCGUCGCAAAGUCGAUAUCGACAAAAAAGUCAUUCAAGGUGGCAAGUUCGAUAACAAGUCGACUGCCGAGGAACGGGAGGCAUUCUUCGAAGCCAUACUUGCAGAAGCAGACGCAGAUGACGACGAUGAAGGCGAUCUGGGCGACGAAGAGCUCAAUGAGAUCCUGGCUCGUGGAUCAGACGAGAUGGUCGUAUUUGCUCAGAUGGAUGUUGAACGCAAGCGCAAAGAGCUCAAUGACUGGCGCGCUAGCGGUCACAAGGGGCCUGCUCCUGAGCGGCUUAUCACUGAGACCGAAUUGCCCGACAUCUAUAAGAUCGAAGUCGAUGCGGCCGAGCUCAACAAAGACGAUGACGAUCCUGUUGGCCGUGGCCAUCGGCAACGCACAGAGGUGCAUUACAACGAUGGCUUGACGGACGAUCAGUUUUUAGAUGCAAUUGACGACGAUGAGACUGAUCUGCAAGAGGCUAUCGAGAAGAAGCGAGCUCGCAAAGAGAAGCGCGCAACCAAUAAAGCCAGACGUGAAGCGCAGCUAGACGACAGCAAUGUCAAUACUCCAACCGCCGACUCUGGGCUCGACUCGGACACCGAUAGCAGGAAACGCAAACGAGCCAGUGCGACUGCUUCGGUCGAGCCUACUACGCGAGACGAGGAAGACGCGAAAUCAAAGAAGCGACGUAAGACAGGUGCAGGUGCUACAAGUGGUGCGCCCGUCAAUGCGCUAAAAGACCGCGUCAAGGCGAUCAUCAAUUCCGUCGUGGCGAGUCUCGAGGAUACGACGACCGACAACGAAGCCAUCGAAUUCGAUCUCCUGGGUCCCUUUGUCGACCCAGUCGAUGUCAAGAUGUAUCCUGACUAUGCGAUGAUCAUCCAGCGUCCGAUGUGCGUCAAGCGGAUCCGGCAGCAAGCCAAUAGCGGACGAUACAAGUCAUUCCAGGCGCUUCACGAGGACUUUGUGCUCAUCUUCCAGAACGCCCGCAUGUUCAACGAUGAUGCUUCGCCCAUCUACAUAGCUGCUGACAUCCUAGAGAACGCAUUCACUUCGGCUUGGGAAAAGGCGCUGAAGGAGACUGAGCCUGCCUCACGAUCGCCUUCGGUUGCUCCCAUUGCGUCGACAAAGAGCAUGCACAAGCGCUCAGCCGUUUCUACACCUAUGGCAGACUCAUCUGACAAGGAAGACGAGCCGCCCGUUCGUCCGAUGCAAAAGAUAAAGCUACGUCUCGGUGGAGGGGCUGGCGGUGGUAAGAGCGCACACAAAGUCAAGCGGAAGGUCGUCUCGAGCGACGAGGAGCCAUCUGAUAGUGAUGAUAGCUCUUAUUGCCCACCGCUAGAAUUGAAGAGCGCGUCGCGUCGCGGUCUGCCUCGUGCUCUUCGUGGGUCGCUGCAUUCUUCGUGGCUUAUGCACUCGGCCGUCAAGCAAGAGAGCUCUGCGCUCCGGCGUAAGAGCGGCGCCAAUGAGAUCAGCUCGCUAUUUGACAAUGUCGCUACGCCAUUGGGCAAGAAGACUAGAUUGAAUGCAGGCAGCGCCAAGUCAAGCCUGAGCACGCCUCUUCCGUCCCACAGACAUACUCCGCAUGGAUCGUCGUCUCCGGUGCAUGGCGAUAUGCUCAAAACUCCUUUCGCGGGAUCUCGCUUCGCCAAUGGAGCCUCCCCGAUGACGCCCGCUGCAAGCCCUUAUGCAACCAGGAAGGACGUCGGAGAGAUCGUCGAGAGUCUCAACAGUCAUCUGACAGCCAUAGAUCAACGCGCUACUGCAUCGACUUCAAAGCUAGAACUGGCCAGUCACGCUGAUCCAAAGAGCUACGAUUAUCGCUACAUGUACGAGAAACUCCUGGCUCGAAGCGAAGUACUCGACAACCAGAUCGAUCAAUGCGCGACACUGCUCUGCCACGAGUACAGCAUCUCGCUCGAAGACGUGGGCAAUCCUUGCGUGCCAUGCAUGGAUGAUAUCGUCUGCGUAGGGCGCGUCUGCCUGGAAAGCGACACCGCCAAGCUCAACGAUGCAUCUAUCUGGUUCGAGUCGUCCCGCUUGCUCAGCUCCGGCUCGCGAGUGCCUCUCAAGUUCGAGCAAGAUCUCAAGGUCAGAGGUGGCGUGCCUGGCGAGAAUGCUGUGGGAUUCUAUCCUGGCCUCUUGCUCGGCUUGCGCGGCCGGAAUACGGGCGGGGGACAUUUCAGCGUCAAAGAGAUCCUCCUGAUGCCGCCGGUUCUAUCGCCCAUGACGGCGCCCGCCAAGCUCAUGGAGUAUCAACACGGCGAACAGUCAAUGGCCGGCUUGCCAAUGAGCAUCAUCGUUGCGAAUGGUCCAUACACGCUCGAUGGCGACCUCGAGUAUACACCGCUCGAGGAUCUCUCACAGUCCAUCAUGAAGCUAAAGCCGCAUCUUGUCAUUCUUCUGGGACCGUUCAUCGAUGGCAAUCAUCCGUUGAUACGGCAGGGUGCGAUGCUGGAGCCGCCCAAGCAAAUCUUCAGGAAUAAAGUAGCGACUCGAAUACAAGCUAUGCUCGACGCGGUGCCUGCUCUGACGAUCCUCCUGGUGCCAAGCUUGCGAGAUUUACUCAAUGCGCAUGUUGCAUUCCCUCAAAGCCCAUACGCUCGCGAAGCAGAGCUUGGCCUAUCAAAGCGAGCCAAAUUGCUCCCUAAUCCGACCGUAUUCUCGGUCAAUGAAGUCACCUUUGGGAUAACAUCAGUCGAUUCGCUGUUCCAUUUGCGCUCGUCAGAGCAUGUGCAAGCGGCUACGCCUGUCCGAGACGAAGCUCAAGCGAUGGACGCCGAGCCAGUAGCGAAUGCAAAAGACGCGCUCUCGAGGGCAUGUCGGCACAUUUUGCGUCAGAGAACAUUCUAUCCGCUCUUCCCUGCGCCAGUGCUCAAAGGGCGACCGGGCGAGGCCGACGAGAUAUUGAAUCUUGAUGUGACCCAUCAGGAUCUGCUACAGAUCGGCAACGACGGUGUCGAUGUCUUGAUACUUCCCAGCAGGCUGAAAGCCUUUGCCAAAAUUGUCGACGGCGUCGUGACGAUCAAUCCUGCUAGCUUGACGAAAGGACACUCAGGCGGCACAUUUGCUCGACUCACUAUUCAUCCAAGCCGGCGAGGCGAAUUCAUGCGCGGCCAAGGCGAAGAUAUCGACGGUCUGAAGCCGUUUGAUGCAGAAGAGGUCAUGGAUCAUCGUAUCUACGAGCGAUGCCGCGUCGAUCUCGUGCGAGUAUAG
Molecule: messenger RNA, 6519 nt
Organism: Mixia osmundae IAM 14324
Lineage: Eukaryota; Fungi; Basidiomycota; Mixiomycetes; Mixiales; Mixiaceae
Exons: 14
Coding region: 1-6519 (2172 amino acids)
Biological process (GO): DNA replication; positive regulation of transcription by RNA polymerase II
Cellular component (GO): nucleus
Molecular function (GO): ATP binding; DNA binding; histone binding
Source: RefSeq, a predicted model, not a curated record